Messenger RNA from Prunus armeniaca (apricot), 1920 nucleotides. NCBI's taxonomy places the organism in Eukaryota, Viridiplantae, Streptophyta, Magnoliopsida, Rosales, Rosaceae. The record is from the annotation of a GenBank genome assembly.
AUGGAAGCUGGAAAGGUGUUAGAAGUUCUCUAUACUUUUCCUGUCGAGGGAAUACUGAACAAGCUGGCUUCACUUGCUGCUCAAGAAAUAAGCCUGUUCCGGGGAUUCAAAAAGGAACUAACAAAGCUUCGUCAAUCAUUACUCGAGAUUCAAGAUUUCUUAGGCGAUGUUGCCCACCAGCCUCAAGAACGGGGCAAGGCAUUGAAGGACUGGGUGAGAAAACUGAAAGACAUAGCUGAUGAUGCUGACAAUGUCUUGGAUGAAAUCAACUAUGAAGAUCUUCGCAGGCAAGUAGAACUGUCAAACCAAAAGGGGGAAAAAGGUACGCAACUUCCUUUCCAGCUCCAAUCCCCAUUUGUUUCGUCAAAAAUGGCACAUAAAAUCAAGAGCAUCAACGCAUCUUUGUUGGAUCUCAAAUAUGAGGCAUCUUUCAUUGGACUAGUUUCCAAGAAAAUAGAUCCAACCCCUCCGGAAAUUGGAGGGGCCAGAGAAACCGACUCAAUCUUUGAGGAAGAUGAAAUCGUCGUUGGAAGGAAUGAGGAUCUGUCAAAGAUAAUGACAAUCUUGACAAACUCCAACUUGGAUCAAGAAAAUCUUUCAGUAAUGCCCAUUGUCGGAAUGGCAGGCCUGGGAAAGACAACUGUGGCUAGGUCACUAUUCAAUAAAGAUUCUAUUUGUGGACAUUUUGAGAAGAAAAUAUGGGUGUGUGUAUCUAACACUCUUGAGGUCAAUUCGAUUUUAAGUUGGAUAUUAGAAUAUCUUAACCCAACAAAGGCUGGGAUACAACGCCUAGAUGCAUUGCUUAAAAACCUAGUACAAGAAUUGGAAAAAAAGAGAUAUUUUCUCGUGCUUGAUGAUGUGUGGAACGAAGAACCUCAAAAAUGGAGCAAUUUGAUGACUUGUUUGUCAAAACUUCAUAGUGCCCAAGGAAGCGUUGUUAUUGUCACUACGCGCAGUGCCAGUGUUGCAUCAAUCACGAAAAAAAGUACUCCAAUGUAUGUUUUGAGAAGUCUAUCUGUUGAUGAUUGUUGGGACAUAUUGAAGAAAAGAGCAUUUCCAGAUGGUAAUGCUCCUAUUGCAAAAGAUCUAGAAACAAUUGGAAGGGAGAUUGCCAGGAAGUGUGCUGGUAUACCUUUAACGGCAAAGGUUUUGGGAAGCAUGAUGCGUUCUAAAUAUAGUAUCAAUGAAUGGUUGGAAAUUCAAAAAAGUAAGAUGUGGGAAUUACCAGAAGGAGAUGAAAGAAUAAUGUCGAUUUUGAAGUUGAGUUUUGAUAAUUUGAAAUCACCUUCUUUGAAACAGUGUUUUGCAUAUUGCUCAAAUUUCAAGAAAGAUUUUGAAAUGGAAAGGGCAGACUUGAUCCAGCUAUGGAUGGCUCAAGGAUUUCUAUGUUCUUCUCAUAACAAAGAUAUGGAGGAUAAAGGUGAUGAAUAUUUUACGAUUCUGUUGCAAAACUCCCUCUUUCAAGAUGUUAUAAGGGAUGACUUUGGUACUAUUAUCUAUUGCAAGAUGCACGAUCUUGUACAUGAUCUUGCUGAGCUUGUAUCAAGAUCUGAAAUGGAAGAUAAACUUGAGAAUCAACACGUGACAUGGGAUCCUUCCAAAAGUUCCAAAAGAAACUUUGAGAAACGGCGGUCACUGUUUGUGAAUGGUGAUCAAGCCAUUAGUAAUAAUACAUUACUCAUAAACUUUAAAGCUUUGCGUGUUUUAAAUUUGUACAGGGCUGAUAUUGAGGAGCUGCCGAGUUCAAUUGGCGUCUUGAUACAUUUGAGGUAUUUGAACGUUUCUCGAACAAAAAUCAAAGAACUCCCUAAGUCUAUUGGCAAGCUUUAUAACCUACAGACAUUAAGAAUGGAGGAUACAUGGAAUCUUAAAACGGUUCCAAAGGAAAUGGAAAAUUUGAUCAACUUGAGGCAUGUUUAG